Molecule: messenger RNA, 1464 nt
Organism: Magnusiomyces paraingens
Lineage: Eukaryota; Fungi; Ascomycota; Dipodascomycetes; Dipodascales; Dipodascaceae
Exons: 1
Coding region: 1-1464 (487 amino acids)
Source: RefSeq, a predicted model, not a curated record
AUGAACCAAGAAUCUAAAUUCCCCCCUCCAACAAUCCAUCAAACUGUUUAUGUCUCAGGAUGUGCCGUUUACAACCAAGCAAACUAUGGACCUGUAUACCUAUGCUCAGAAUCACAUUGUUUUGCUACUUCUGCUGCUCCUACUCCUGCUCCUUCUUCUUCUUCUUCUUUUUCUUCUUCUUCUUCAAAAAGUUCUAAAGAUUAUGAAAACAUGAAAAAUCCAACCCCAGCUAACCAACAAACCCCCAUUCACCCAGAUAUAAAUAAACAUACCCCCUCACAGACAACCCCUGAACAAGCAUUGAGUGUAUCUUCAGAACUUCGUCGUAAAGUAGUCAACUUUAACACAGACUCAGGGUCAAUUCAUCUUGUACCUAAUUCUAAAAAUUCAAGAAUCUCUAAAGCUAUUACGGGUCUUUCUACGUCUGUCAUUUCAUCCAGAUCAUCCUCCGUUUCAAAUGAUGAAGAAGAAGAACAUGAUGAUGAUGAUGAUGAUUUUACAGAAAUCUCAUCAAAUACCUUACAAGAAUCUUCAAUAUCCCACUCUGAAGAAAAUCUAUUAUUAUUAUAUACCAAACCAAAUAAUACUCCAAUCUCUACCCAUGACCGAACCACUAUGAACCAAUUUGUAAAAAAUGUAACCCCUAAAGCCCUCGAAGCUUUGGCAAUGUGCCACACCGUUGCAAUUAUAACUAAUUCAUCAUCCAAAAAUACAAACAAUGAUUCUACCCAAGACCCACGAGCUAGUCCCUUCCCAAUUUACGAUCUUGACGACCAUACUGACCCUGAACCGGAUUUGGCCCUAGACUGGCUCAAUUGCAACCUUUUCUCCAUAGAUGCUCCCAAACACUCUAUUCCUGCAGUCUCUUGUUUAACCCCAGAACAACGCCGUCGUGUAAUUUCAUUGAUUAAAGCUCGUAUUGUAGCCCCAAACAUUCUUGUCAAUAAUUCAUCUACACCGUCCUCAGCCAUUUUCCGCGGAGGUCAUGCCUUUGUCACCGAAACUAUCCGCUUCUUUGCUUCUUACUUGAAUCAAAUUCCUGGUCUUGAUACUGAUUAUGAAACCAUCUCUCCAUUUCUUUCUGUAAUCCAAGAAGACAAGCAAAGUUCCAUAUACGAAUAUUACACUGUCUUUCUGCGCGAUAGUUUAACUGCAGAUGAAGACAAUUUAUCCCAGAUAUCUCCAUCGUACCAUCAUCAAUGUGUGCGUGCAUGGAUUCUAGCAGAGCUCCGUUCAAGACUCGAGCUCCGAGCACGCCCUACAGAAGUAUUUCUGCGUGUAUGGCGCCAAAUGGCUCAUACAAACCGUGUCGCUCUUUCCACAGGUAUAUUCCCACGCAUCGCUCUCUAUUGGAAAUCAGACCCAGACCCUUCACGUAAUAAGUAUCGUCUGAGCAAGACACAGCAACGGGCAGAUUACAGGACUGCAUUUGAAUUGAUGGAAAAUGUCUUGGAGGUUUUUUAA